UCACUAAAUUGCUUCCGAUUACGUCACGUUCGAUCUGCCGCAAAAGAAGAGCCUUCAACGACACCGCUGACAACUUUUAGUCACAUCCUGGAGACUGGUAUGAGACUGAAUUUAAAAAGAGGCUUGAAACGCAGUGAGGGGCGGGGCGUAUAGAAGUAGUAGGCUGUGCAUGCUCCGUACGGCUUUCUGACGCUUUACAGCUCCGCCCGGGAACUUUCUCCCGUGUGUCCGGAGCCGGUGAUGUUACCGUGUAUGCGCGCUGCUCCGCCGCCUGCACGCCUCUUCCCGCACUGUCAAUUCCUCCAUUAGAAUUCACGGGACUGUUACUAAAGACAGGAAAAAGGGGCCGGAUGAGAAAAGAGAACGGACAGCUCGCAGGUUCCCCCUUCAGGCCGUAAUGACCUCAAAAAAGAGCAAGUCCUCUUUGCCAGAGACUCAUGCAAAACGUCAGAAGUUAAGCAAAGAAACUAAAAGUCCCCUUGCUACAUCUCAAAAGAGAAAUGUUGUCAGAAACAAGUCAAAGCCAUGUUCGACGCAGUGUAAAAGUAAAACAGCAUUGCCUACAAACAAAACCAAUAAAAAAUUACAGUCAUCUCGAUCUGAAGUGGAACAAAAAUGGAAAACUGGGAAUGUGAAAGUCACCAAAAAAAGUAAUGGGAAAAAUGUGCCUGUCAAGCAGAAAGCUGUAGCCAAAGACAUGGCAGCUUCAAAAAGGAGCACCAGCACCCCAAGGCGCUCUAAUAAUGCAUCAAAAGCCACAAAGAAAACUCCACCAACAAGUGUGCGCAAAACAGCAGCCAGAGGAACGCCUGCACAAAGAAAAACCCAAAAAAUUGUGAAAAGCCCUGCCAGAAGCCAAUCUGCAAAACGUAUAAAGAAUGAGCCUGUAAAGAAAAGCUUGAGUAAACCUGGGAAAAAAUCUGUACAAGCAAAGAAGGUGGACAAAACUGUAAAAAGUAAGGAAAAGAAACCAUCCAAGACCCCCCCUAGUAGAAACAAACUUACUGUAGUAAGUCUUAAAAGGACGGCACAAUCUAUAAGAACAUCUGGGAGAAAUACAAAAUCAGACAGUAAAAAAGAUGCAGCCUGUGCAGCUGAGACUACAAAAAAAUUGUCUAGUACUCGAAGGACAAAUCAAAAGCCAUCAAUUGCAUUAAAGCAGAAUACUCGUAUUCAAAACAAAAAAAAGUCAGUAAGUGCUCAGAUCAAUGUCUCUAAGUCUGUACCAAGACCAAGAGUAAAAAAAGAAGUUAAAACUAAGAGUCCGGAGGGGGUUGAGGGACAGUCACUUGUUCAUCAAACAAGGCAACCUGUAAUUGACUUUGAUGCCGUCAAAAAUAAAACCCUAGAACAGGCACAGUCCACUUCAUGCUGUACUUCCAGUGUAGCAGAGCAUGCAUUGCUGAAGGAGAAAAUAUCCAGUAAGUCUACAACUCUGUCUACCAGAACUUCGACUGUGCCUUUAAAGCGCAAAAGGGAUAGCAAUAAACCUUUGGUCAAGACGGCAAAGAAGCAAAAAGUCUCCAAACAAGGGUCUGAAAAAAACAUUAUAGAUGUUCCGACUGAAAAGGAUCAGAAAUCCAAGCGGAUAAGUAUCCUGGAUUUGUGCAAUGAAAUAGCUGGAGAAAUAGAAUCUGAUACAGUGGAAGUUGUGAAAGAGGCACCUAGCACCCCAAAUAAUCCCAGUGAGGAUGAACCCAUCGAGAAUAAGAAAGACAGUCCAAUGGAGGCGUCACUACCUCCUCCUUCUGAACACAGCCCCAUAAUGCCAUCUAGACGGUUCUUUCCUAGCAGAAAACCAUUGCAAAUGAAAUCUAAGGUUGAGCAGAAAACAAGUCCAUUAACCAAAAAGUCCAAAUGGAACAAAAUCAAGCUAAAAAAGAACUUUGCCCCAAAUAAUAUACUCAGGAGUCGCACUGUACUUCCUAAUCUUGAAUCCAUUAGAGCCAAAGCCUCGAUUCAGCAGACUGUGAUGGAGGCAUUGAACACGCCGAAGACUUCAAAUAAGAAGCCUGAUGCAACAUUGUCAAAAGACAUUAAACUAAAUGAGCCCGUGCUUUCAGAAAGGAUCAAGAACAAUACAGUUCUGUCAGUGGAGGGUGAAAGUGAGUCAAGGAAGCAAUCUACUGAAAAUGGACUGCUGGAGAACCAUAUAAAACAUGAGCUUGAAAUGGCAUUAGAUGAGGGAUUUAGAUUACAUUUGGAUUCAAGCCCUGAAAAUUCUCCAGUGAAGAAAGCCCAAGUGUCUUCUACACCAGUGACCAAAGCUUCAGAAAAGCCCUGCAGCGAUUGCAAGCAGCUGACAGACCAGAUGGCUGCAUCUGCUGAUAGAGGGAAUGCAGUAAAUAGCAUCGUGUCCUCUACAAAAGCAAACCAUGUGCCAUCGGAUACCCAUCUUCAGAAAGAAAUUAGAAAGCUAAAAGAAGCUGAUAAGGAUAGCAGUAGUCAGCCGAUCAUCGAUGCUGGUCAAAAGCGGUUUGGUGCGAUCACCUGUAAUGUGUGUGGCAUGCUUUACACAGCGUCCAACCCAGAAGAUGAGACUCAGCACUUGCUCUUUCACAACCAGUUUAUCAGUGCAGUAAAAUAUGUGGGUUGGAAGAAAGAAAGGAUUGUGGCUGAAUAUCCGGAUGGCAAGAUAAUCAUGGUAUUGCCGGAUGACCCCAAGUAUGCUCUUAAAAAGGUUGAAGAGAUCCGAGAAAUGGUGGAUAAUGAUUUGGGGUUCCAGCAGGUUCCUCUGCGGCUCCAUUCCAGGACAAAGACCUUCUUAUUUAUUAACAGUGAUAAGAAAGUUGUUGGAUGUUUAAUAGCAGAACAUAUUCAGUGGGGUUAUAGAGUUAUUGAAGAUAAUAUGCCAAGUGACAACUGUGACAAGGAUCAAAUCCUUUCUGAACGAGUGAAAGCUUGGUGUUGUUCUAAGGCCCCUGAGCCUGCUAUUUGUGGAGUCAGUCGUAUCUGGGUAUUUUCAAUGAUGCGGCGAAAGAAAAUUGCCUCAAGGAUGCUUGAAUGUUUAAGGAACCAUUUCAUAUAUGGCUCUCACCUGAGCAAAGAUGAAAUUGCCUUCUCAGAUCCCACUCCAGACGGCAAGCUGUUUGCAACACACUAUUGUGGUACUGGCCAGUUCCUAGUUUAUAACUUUGUCAGUGGGCACCCACUGAGUUGAAGAAUGGACGUCACCAUUUUGUUUUCUGUUUACAGGCAGAACUUGCAUCAUGCUUUUAGUUCUCCUAUAUAUGAACUCAGGAUGUGAACUCCCAAAGGGGUUCUUCUUUUUUCUUAAAACUGGAAAAAGAUUCAGAAACAGAAAAAAAGCUUAAUUUUUAAAGCAAAUAUUUUGAAAUCUUUUACUUCCAAAAGAUUGUUCAAGUAUUUUCUAUACAGUACUUUAGUCAUGUUUACAUGCAGCAAAUUAUUUUGUUCAUAGUGGACUAACUAAUUGUUAAAAAAGACUUUGUGAGCUGAAGAUUCUUAUGUGGGUAUAUAUAGAUAUGUGCACAUUUUUAUUAUUCAGUUUUAAUAUGACACUUAUAGGGUAAAGAAAAACUCCAGUCGAAAAUUUAAGCUUAAUGCAUUGUGUUUUCUGACUGUAUUUUGUGCCCUUUGUAUUUUAUUAUACCGUUUGCAGUGGAUAGGGAGUGUAGGGAUCACUAUCUGGGAGGUUGUUUCAUGGAGAGUAAGGGUAUGUUCACAUGGCGGAAUGUCAGUGCGACAUUCCAGCACCCAUAUUUUCUGGUUGGACAUUCCGCACAUUUUCCUACUGUGUGAAAUUACCCUAACUCUGUCUUUAACCCUUUUAGGAAGUGUGUGUAGUAAAGGGAGCUCAUUCUACACAGCCCAUCCAUCCAUCCAUGCAUUGCAUGGAUAUCAUUGAUCUAAAGACCUAUCACAGUUGAAAAGGGGUUGUGGGAUAAAAACAGCCAUUUAUUAGUAAAUCCCGACUUUUAAAUCCCACUAUCUACUUACAGAUAGUGGUAUUUGAUUUUGGUUUUUCUCUGCAGCAGCUAUCUUGGUUAUGCCUGGAUGGAUCUCUUACAAAUUGAUAUAUCAUUGUGGUUUAUUUAGUGAAUAAAACAUAUUCAAAAGGCCCAAUAUGGCUGACACUCUUGCAAAGUGACUAACUUCUCUGUUAAAGAAAAUUUUAUUGCCAAACUUUGCCUCUAACUUUUGAAUGACUGAAAUUAAAACGACUUUGUUUUUAGUUCCUAUUCCCUACGCUCAGUCAUAUAACCACUGCACUCUGCUGUAUAGUCAUCUAGCCCAAUCAUCACUGCCUCCUAUAGAGGUGACAUCAGUGUAACAUUAUGUAAUAACUGGAUAACGGUUUAUUCUGCAUGGCCCUAACAUAGGGAACUGUUUGCCACAGUUUUUCUUUCUGCAAGCCCCAGUUUUUUUCCUUUAGUUUCUUUUCUGUUGGCAUUUGUUGUUUGAUAAAUUGGAGCUGCUUGAUACUAUCUACACAUACUGAAAAAAAUUAUAAUUCAAACUGCUUAAUAUGAUCAUUUAAAGGACAUUACUGUAUCAAGGUUUAAAGGGAUUGUGCCAUCUCCCUCUCCUAGCACCCCCAUGCUGAGGAAGUUGAGGACAGACAGGAAAUAUAUUACCUGGUGGGACCUUCAUACAGAACUAUCUCACAGGAAGUCCUGAGCUAUGGACCCAAUCUAUAAUGUUCAUAUGCUCUAGUAGCAGAUAAUGCAACUUAAGUAAGAACCUAGUUAAAGUUACUGUCGUUGGUUGUAAAAACAGCAAAAAUGCCCACAUUGAUAAAGUAACUAUCUGUAAAAUGAUUAUGCAUAUAUUUGUAAAAUCCAUCCUUUUCCUUAGGGGUGCUUUCCACAAGGGAGGGUGUUUAGGAGCAUAAAAACGUGCUAGUUUUAUCUGCCUCUCCCUUGUCACAUGGGCACAAAAUAAACAGAUUUCUUAUGCAGGCCAUGUGUGCAUAUAAAUAAAAUGGAUUGACUUAGUAACUUGUAUUGGUGGUCAGUGAGUCUGGAAAUUGCUGUCGUCCUCUGUAAAUGCUUCAGAUGUCUGGCUCCUGUCUACUUUCAUACUCACUGAACUCAGCAGUGGCAGCUGACCCUUGAGAAGGAGACAGAGCAGAGAGAGAACCAACCUCAGUCCGUCAAAGCCAACCAUAUUUGCUGUUGCUAGGUCUGAUCAGACUAGAGACCAGGGUCUGAUGACAAAAUGAGACCUCUGCUUUUUUAACACUUUUUUUUUUUUUUUUUUUAAUUCUAUUUUUUUACAUCUUUAGCAAAACACUUAAAUAAAAUUGUUAAAUUUUUUUUAGUACUGCCUUAGAAAAAGUGAUUCUUUUUUUUUUUAACGAUCGUAACUCUUAAAUUAUAUGGUUGCUUUAGGAUCACUCUGAAUAUGGCACACUAGAUAAAAUAGAGUGAAUGCUUAAAUUACAAAAUUAUUUAAAAAAAAGCUAAUUUUAUGAAGGGACAAAUGACAGACAGGAGUAAUUUAUUUUACUCAUUAAAGGGGACAGAUUGGCUUCAUGUAGAGCCUAUUUUGCAUUGUAUAUACCACUGAGGUCUUCAGAGCACUACUGGUCUUCUUAGCAGUCACUCUUUAUGAGGGUUUUUAUACUGUAUGUUAAUAAACUGCUGUGGCCUUUUCUGUAAAUGUGUAGAAUAAUGAAGUUUGAAUUUUUUUUUCCCUCCUUGAUUUAUUUUGCUUGUUUUUUAACUCUGUAAUAAACGGACAAAUUCCU
Molecule: messenger RNA, 5713 nt
Organism: Hyla sarda
Lineage: Eukaryota; Metazoa; Chordata; Amphibia; Anura; Hylidae
Gene: ESCO1
Product: establishment of sister chromatid cohesion N-acetyltransferase 1
Exons: 10
Coding region: 398-3160 (920 amino acids)
Biological process (GO): mitotic sister chromatid cohesion
Cellular component (GO): chromatin; nucleus
Molecular function (GO): protein-lysine-acetyltransferase activity
Source: RefSeq, a predicted model, not a curated record